UUCUUGACAAUAUAGAGAGAUCAGAAAAGAUGACCAAAAGAAUAGUUUUACAUUGAUAAAAUCAACAAGUUUGAAGUUUUUGGGUUGAAUCAGUGAUAUGUCAAACUCAUCCCCAAUGGAUUUUUAACCAUCUGAAUUAUCCGAAGAAUUCUUGAUGUCAUCAGGAGAUUCCCGAUCUAGUUGAUGGAGGCACUUUGUAGGUAUUCAUCAGACCAUGCUAUUUCUUCAUGUCUUCCCCCACUCGCAUGUCAUCUCCAACCCUGAAGGCUCAAAGCCUUGGAGCUAUAGAGAUUCCAUGGAGAUCCCACAGCACUCCACCAAUGACAGCUUCUCUUAUAGCUGGUUGAUGAACGUCGUCAAGUCCCCCCUCGACUCCGCCCAGGAGGACGGCAGCUCCUUCAUCGAAGUGGAUCCCAAAGUGUUCUCCAGGCGUUGGAAGACCGACUCCCUCGAUUUCGACUUCCAUCUCCCUACCCCUCAGUCUUCUGCGCUGGUUCACGCAGAUCAGAUCAUCUCCGACGGCCUACUUCUGCCGCUCCACCUCGUCCACCCACCCACGGCCGCAGCCAUCUCCGAGUCUCCUGUGGACCCGGUUCUACUGAGAUCACUCUCGGUGGACUCAUCCAAAACGUUGCUCUCCCGAAGCAACCGGUUCCGGUCAUGCUACGACUGUGCAGCACCGAGACGGCCUAUGUCGUCCACUUCUUCGCCACUCUGCGGGCCACUGCAAAGCCUUCCUGCUUCUUCGAGCUCCGGCUCAUCGAAGAGCGAGUUCUCGACGAGCACCAAGCGGAAUUUACCUCUCUUUGGUGCCUCUGCAGGGUCUUCCAAGAGGUUCCUCGGGAAGUACUUACCCUUCCUGCUGCCUUUCUGUCGGAAGGUCAAGGGAUUGGUAUCGAUCAGGAAGACAAGGCGCUCCAGGUUGAGCUCGGCAGCAAGUUGCAUGGAGUCGAUCGGAUCAUCUUCGAGGCACAGUGAUGCGUUCUCGUGCUGUGAGUCGUAUCGCGGCAAGACGACGGUUGAUGCGGGCACUGAAACAGCUAUACACGACGCCGUCCUCCAUUGCAAGAAUUCUUUCAACAUGUCACGGUGAAAAAGGUUUAGCGAGUAGAGUUGUCUGUGCAACGCUUCUGUAUAUUACCAGACUCUCUAUGUUGGUGAAGGAUGGGAAGAGAAGAACAGCCGAGGAGGGCAUCUUGUUCCUGUGAUUUUUGUGCUUCCUGUCGUUUGUCAGAUGAUGAUCAUAUACUGAUGGAGUUGAAUGGCAUAAUUCUUCCUUUCUGAUGCAAGACUCAGCAACCUCUCCACCUCACUCCUGCAGGAAGACUAAUUCCAUCGGAAUAAACCCGGAGGUUCAACAGUGAUCAAAAGCACUCCUUUUACACGACUUCCAGGACACAAACCGCGGUCUGCAGAAUCUAACAUGAAGCAUAAGGCACAACAACAAGAAGCAGGAGCUAUUGUUAUUAAUAUUGUAGCUUAAAUUAGGAUCAAGUAGUGAAGGUUUGCCAAACACAGAAUUCAUGUUAAUCACUACUUGAUCAUCCGCGCAUCAGACUGAAGCGUGCAGAUGCAUUGUCUAUGGUCCCAAGAA
This is a messenger RNA of Musa acuminata AAA Group (dessert banana), 1594 nucleotides long. RefSeq names its product probable membrane-associated kinase regulator 6. The record is from RefSeq and is a predicted model, not a curated record. The transcript has a single exon. NCBI's taxonomy places the organism in Eukaryota, Viridiplantae, Streptophyta, Magnoliopsida, Zingiberales, Musaceae. The coding region runs from base 215 to 1093 and encodes 292 amino acids.